Molecule: messenger RNA, 2040 nt
Organism: Planococcus citri (citrus mealybug)
Lineage: Eukaryota; Metazoa; Arthropoda; Insecta; Hemiptera; Pseudococcidae
Exons: 4
Coding region: 550-1077 (175 amino acids)
Source: RefSeq, a predicted model, not a curated record
UGCGGUGCUGAACCUAUGAAAAUGAAAACCGAUUGAAAAUAAUUAUUAAUUACAUUGCACGAACGUCGAAGUUUACCUAUAUAACUUAUAAGAUGUCAACCAUUGGCAAGUAUGUAGGUAGGUAUCUACCUGUAGCCAUAUGGAGUCACCGCGGUGGGGGGCUGGGGGAGAUUGGAACGAGCGCGCGAAAAAGAAAUACAGAGUAAAUCUCGGGUUGUUUAUGGCGUUUAACAACCUUGGCCGUAAUAUAACGCUAGUCCAUCUCCAGACAACGAACGAACGGCAUCGGCAACGUACAGCAGGAAUGUCGUAAUAGCACGUGACGUCAUGGACCACUUUCGCCGGGUACCAUCGAGAAGGGCUACGAAUCGGUUAUGUGCGUAUCAUGACGCUAUUACGUGAUUUUUAGUCUAUGCCCGACUCUUCCGGCAGUACUUUCUCUCGGUUGUGUGGCUGGAGUGGAUGGUAAUUGUGUUACAUAUUUUCGGUUGAUUAAACGCUUCUUUUUAUCGUUUAAGACUGUCGUACGAUUUGUACCUAUUGUUGGAUAUGUUGCUGUUUAAAAACUUCCACCGUGCAGUUUCAAUUAUCCUUCUAUUAACCACCAUCGCCUUGAUCAUCGCUCCUUCCGAUGUAAAUCGACAAGUACUGUGCCAAGAUGGAGGAUUCGAGUUGCCGGUACAACUGAUCGGGUUCCCUGUCAUCAUCAUGGCUGUCAGGAUGUCGAAUUUCGUCAAGAAAUUGGCCUAUUCGCUUAAUCCAAGUACGUACCGAAGAAACGUACGCAGAACCAGAGGAGUUGCUGUAACCGAACCACCUCUAAAUUUGGCCAAAGCUGACAGCGAACUAUUGCAACAACUCGGUCCAAACUUUUGCGUUUACGAAAACGUUUGUCUGAACCAUGUGAAAUCUUCCGGAACAAAGACUCCUAUGGAUUGGGAAAAAAUAAUAAGAGAUUAUAGUCAACUUCCCCAGAACAACCAGCAGUUCUAUUUGUUGAGUGUAUUCCUGGGAGAUAUAAUAGGAUCAGCGAAGCUAUGUCAACAUUUUACAGAGACUGGACGUAUUUGCCAUUAAAUAUUCAUAAUAACGAUCUCUUACACUCGGCUUGGCGUUUUCAAUCACUUGAAAAGUAAACAUCGCAUCGUUACUACGAUGAUGGAAUUUCAAUGAAACCAAGACACGAAAAUUUUCCCCGAUGUAUCCAGAACGCGUAAAACAACACGUACCUAUAUAUCUUUAAACUUAGCCUAUGUGUCUUGUACUCUCUAUAAGUCUGUAAUAACUUGUGAUGAAUUGAUGAUAGAUGAAAAGAUGUGUGUAUAUUUACUCGUACUUAUAUUUUAAAUUAGUUUUUCGAACUUGACUGUAAUAAUGUCGUAAUAUUCCAUCGAGUAUUCGUAAUAUUCUAUAAGUUUGAUAUAAAUUUAACUCGAAGGUCGUUUCGAAGUCUUUUCGCGCGUAAUUCUUCCAUUUUUUCUAAGAAUACUCCUCGUUUUGUCGUGUUACACUGUAUUUUGUAUCUAUUAUGAAAGUAUACCUCUCUAGACCUUCCUAUGUGUACCUUUAUUAUCUAUUCUAUAAGGCAUAUUUCUGUCAUAGGUAUUUGUAUAUUUAUAGUUUGGUAGAUAGGUAUGGAAGUUUACAGUAUUUUAAUUUGUCCUGUUUCUAAGAUACUUUUGAAAUACUCGUACUAGUGUCGUAGGUUGGUAUAUAAGUAAUUCGAAGUAUGGUACACGUGUACGUGUAUCUGUCACCUGUCACACGUGCACUGGUAAAGCUUUUCACCGAAUGAAAAUGUAAUAUAUGUUGUGUAUAAUUUGUAAAUACAUACACGUUUAUAACAUUUAUGAGAUUAUGAGGUCGUGUAGCUACUUACUCGUUCAUUGGAUAAGUAUAAGUAAUAGCAUCUGUGAGUUUACAAAUGUGUAUGGUAAUACUUUAAGACUGAUAGGUUAAUUUUAAUCUUAAUGUUGUUCAAGUGUAGACGAAUAAAGAUCAAGUUUCAAAAAAAAUAAAAAUAAAUCACUGCCUGUUUUG